AUGGUGCCCUCCCUGUUUUCCUCUCCCUUUCCCCCUGUCCUCCUCUCCCUUUCCCCCUGUCCUCCUCUCCCUUUCCCCCUGUCCUCCUCUCCCUUUCCCCCUGUCCUCCUCUCCCUUUCCCCCUGUCCUCCUCUCCCUUUCCCCCUGUCCUCCUCUCCCUUUCCCCCUGUCCUCCUCUCCCUUUCCCCCUGUCCUCCUCUCCCUUUCCCCCUGUCCUCCUCUCCAUUUCCCCCUGUCCUCCUCUCCCUUUCCCCCUGUCCUCCUCUCCCUUUCCCCCUGUCCUCCUCUCCCUUUCCCCCUGUCCUCCUCUCCCUUUCCCCCUGUCCUUCUCUCCCUUUCCCCCUGUCCUCUCCAUUUCCCCCUGUCCUCCUCUCCAUUUCCCCCUGUCCUUCUCUCCCUUUCCCCCUGUCCUCCUCUCCCUUUCCCCCUGUCCUUCUCUCCCUUUCCCCCUGUCCUCCUCUCCCUUUCCCCCUGUCCUUCUCUCCCUUUCCCCCUGUCCUCCUCUCCAUUUCCCCCUGUCCUCCUCUCCCUUACCCCCUGUCCUCCUCUCCAUUUCCCUCUGUCCUCCUCUCCCUUUCCCCCUGUCCUCCUCUCCCUUUCCCCCUGUCCUCCUCUCCCUUUCCCCCUAUCCUCCUCUCCCUUUCCCCCUGUCCUCCUCUCCCUUUCCCCCUGUCCUCCUCUCCAUUUCCCCCUGUCCUCCUCUCCAUUUCCCCCUGUCAUCCUCUCCCUUUCCCCCUGUCCUCCUCUCCCUUUCCCCCAGUCCUCUCUAUUUCCCCCUGUCCUUCUCUCCCUUUCCCCCUGUCCUUCUCUCCCUUUCCCCCUGUCCUUCCCUCCCACCUUUCCCCCCCCUCUCUCACAUCCCUUCCCUUUCCUACUGUCCUCUCCCACCAUUCACGCUUCUCUCAGCCAUCCCUUUCCCCCCUCCCCUGCCCCUCGCCUUCCCCCACUACCGUCCCUUCCCUUUCCACUACGUUCUCUCGUUCAAUUCAGCCAACAGUACCAGCUUUGCUUGGCCACUGA
This is a messenger RNA of Closterium sp. Naga37s-1, 1020 nucleotides long. The record is from the annotation of a GenBank genome assembly. NCBI's taxonomy places the organism in Eukaryota, Viridiplantae, Streptophyta, Zygnematophyceae, Desmidiales, Closteriaceae.